AUGAUUUCUGAGAAAUCUGAAGCUAGUAAUUAACCGAAAUCAUUCUAUUGUAUUUGAGAAAGAGCUUUAUCCAUGUUUUACGGGUCACAAUUUUUCUCAAUAUAUAGUAAAUUUUAAAUCAGUUGCUUCCUCACGUUUCAUCGAUUAAAACUGAAACACAAAUAUGCUUACUUGGCUUUCCAAAAUUUGACGAAAACCUAAGGGUCGAUUUUGGGCUUGAAAUUUGGGCUAGGAAAUCAGAAAGUCAUAAUUUCGACGCACAAUCUAGUAAAGGAAGUUCUUCGUCAGUAAGAGUUCAACGGAAGACCGGAUAGAUUCUUCUUCUUUCGUCCGUGCGUUCGGGAAAAGGAAAAGUAUUUACGUUCUUUUCUCCAUUCGCAAUAAAAGAAAAUUUCUCAUUAAUAAAUUAAUAUAUUCUCAUUAAUAAAUUUGAAGAUAAGAAUUUUAUUCAUGGAUGGACCAACAUAG
Messenger RNA from Heterotrigona itama, 468 nucleotides. Lineage: Eukaryota; Metazoa; Arthropoda; Insecta; Hymenoptera; Apidae. The record is from the annotation of a GenBank genome assembly.